UUCCUGAACAAUCAACUUUGUCUUCACAAGCUUCUGAGUUGGACCCAGGUUAUAUAUAUCUCACCCAGCUAUACUCUACGAACAAAGAACUAGUAUCAAAAAUUGUUUUACUAAAAAAAAAAGUUAAAAUAUUGAAAGAAAAACUUGAAACUUUUAAAAAACCUGGUACAAGUUCUUUGAAAUUCUUACAACAAUUAAAGGAAGCAGAGAAAGAGACCAAAAGAGUGGCCAACAAAAAGCAGUAUAAAAAUGAGAUGGCCACCCAAAAACAAAUAGCACAUGAAGCCAAGAAGAUACAAAAACAAGAAGCUCAGAAGCAAAAAAAAAAGAAGAUUGAGCAUAUGAAGGCAGAAAAGCAAUAUAAGCAGCUUGAAAAAUAG
Molecule: messenger RNA, 380 nt
Organism: Racocetra persica
Lineage: Eukaryota; Fungi; Glomeromycota; Glomeromycetes; Diversisporales; Gigasporaceae
Source: the annotation of a GenBank genome assembly